Molecule: messenger RNA, 1180 nt
Organism: Gekko japonicus
Lineage: Eukaryota; Metazoa; Chordata; Lepidosauria; Squamata; Gekkonidae
Gene: FUT2
Product: fucosyltransferase 2
Exons: 2
Biological process (GO): carbohydrate metabolic process
Cellular component (GO): membrane
Molecular function (GO): galactoside 2-alpha-L-fucosyltransferase activity
Source: RefSeq, a predicted model, not a curated record
AUUUGUCCUAAGAAAGUUCAUUAAUUCUUACUUCAAGGAUGCAGCAAAAUUGCUGUCUCCUCGGGAGGCUCAAAUCAAGAAUGGGGGUGAGGAGAAGAAAGAAGGGUGUCCUCAUUUUGGAGCUAUGCAUCUUCCAGAAAGACGCAUCUUCAGUCAACCGUUCCUUGUGGUUUGCGUAUAUUGUUUUAGCCUUAUGUCUCUCUCCACAUUUUUGCACCUGCAGAGAAACAAUCCUUUCUUGUGGCCAUGGAAGAUCAGUGUCAAAAACACAUCUGGCCUCCCAGUGCUUGAACACACAAUUCCUAGCUUAUCCACUAAGAACUUGGAUAGAGGUAUAUGGACAGUGAACUCUAUUGGGCGUUUGGGGAAUCAGAUGGGAGAAUAUGCCACCCUCUAUGCCUUAGCCAAACUUAACGGGCAUCAAGCCUACAUCCUUCCAGGCAUGCACCAGUACCUAGGAAGAAUAUUCAGGAUAACUUUGCCUAUGAUCUCUUCUGAUAUGGUUGACAAAAUCCCUUGGAGGAACUACAAUCUCCAUGAUUGGAUGUCAGAGGAGUAUCGUCACAUCCAGGGCAAGUACGUGCUGCUAACAGGCUACCCUUGUUCUUACACAUUUUAUCACCACAUCCGCAAUGAGAUACUUCAGGAGUUCACCUUCCAUGACUACAUCAAGGAGGAGGCCAAUAAAUACCUUCUGCAGCUGCGGGGGCAGCGCAAGAAUGUAACCUAUAUUGGAGUGCAUGUCCGGAGAGGCGAUUAUGUUCGUGUGAUGCCCAAGAUCUGGAAAGGUGUAGUGGCUGACAAAAGUUACAUGGACAAAGCCAUGAAUUACUUCAGAGAGAAGUACCACAAUACUAUCUUUGUGAUAGUCAGCAAUGGGAUGGCUUGGUGCAAGGAAAACAUUGAUGCUUCCAGGGGGGAUGUUUACUUUGCUGGUGAUGGGCAGGAAUCAUCACCGGCGAGGGAUUUUGCUCUCAUUGCUCAUUGCAACCAUACAAUAAUGACCAUUGGGACCUUUGGCAUCUGGGCCGGCUACUUGGCUGGUGGAGAAACUAUUUACUUGGCCAACUACACCCUCCCGGACUCACCAUUCCUCAAAGUCUUUAAGCCAUCUGCAGCCUUCUUACCCGAAUGGAUUGGGAUCCCAGCUGACCUUUCUCCUUUGCUACCCAAGUCAUAA